Messenger RNA from Propithecus coquereli (Coquerel's sifaka), 1830 nucleotides. RefSeq names its product zinc finger protein 71 (gene ZNF71). Gene Ontology annotation, biological process: regulation of transcription by RNA polymerase II; central nervous system development. Gene Ontology annotation, molecular function: DNA-binding transcription factor activity, RNA polymerase II-specific; RNA polymerase II cis-regulatory region sequence-specific DNA binding. Lineage: Eukaryota; Metazoa; Chordata; Mammalia; Primates; Indriidae. The coding region runs from base 84 to 1547 and encodes 487 amino acids. The transcript has 2 exons. The record is from RefSeq and is a predicted model, not a curated record. Gene Ontology annotation, cellular component: nucleus.
CUGGCCCCCCAGGCCCGUCCUCCCGGAGGGAUGGCCACUCAGCUGCUGCCUGACGAGGCCCUGACUGGCAGACUAGACCUGAAAUGAAAGAGUCGGAUCCAAAGAAUGACAUUUCGGAAGACAAAACAUCCGCCAGGGUGGCCACGGGGGAACCCGCGAGGACUGGAGCCUGGGGUCCCGCCGUAGGAGGCGCGUGGCGACUGGGCGGCUGGCCGGAGGGGCAGCAUGGGGAUGCCCGGACAGGGCGGGAGGGGCUGGGACUUCCCCAAGGGAGCAAACUCCCCGGGGAGCCAGGCCCCGAAUGCGGAGAACGGAAGGGAUUUACUAACCAGAGCCCUACCCUGGUCCCACCCAGGCUGGACGAGCCCACGGAAAAGGGGGCCUGCCCGCUGGCAAGGCCUGGGAAGAACUCCAGCGCUUCAGAGCUCGGCAAGGCCCCGGUGCCCUGCGCGGAGAGGAAACCCUUCGACUGCAGCGAGUGUGGCAAGGCAUUCAGCCGAAGCUCUUCCCUGAUCAAACACCAAAGGAUUCACACGGGAGAGAAGCCCUUCGAGUGCGCCACCUGCGGGAAGCACUUCAUCGAGCGGUCGUCCCUCACUAUCCACCAGCGGGUGCACACGGGGGAGAAGCCCUACGCGUGCGGGCACUGCGGCAAGGCCUUCAGCCAGCGCAUGAACCUCACGGUGCACCAGCGCACGCACACGGGCGAGAAGCCCUACGUGUGCGACGUGUGCGGGAAGGCCUUCCGGAAGACCUCGUCCCUCACCCAGCACGAGCGCAUCCACACCGGGGAGAAGCCCUACGCGUGCGGGGACUGCGGCAAGGCCUUCAGCCAGAACAUGCACCUGAUCGUGCACCAGCGCACGCACACAGGCGAGAAGCCGUACGUGUGCCCCGAGUGCGGGCGGGCCUUCAGCCAGAACAUGCACCUGACCGAGCACCAGCGCACGCACACGGGCGAGAAGCCCUACGCCUGCAAGGACUGCGGCAAGGCCUUCAACAAGAGCUCCUCCCUCACCCUGCACCAGCGGAACCACACGGGCGAGAAGCCCUACGUGUGCAACGCGUGCGGCAAGGCCUUCAGCCAGAGCUCCUACCUCAUCCAGCACCAGCGCUUCCACAUCGGCGUGAAGCCCUUCGAGUGCAACGAGUGCGGCAAGGCCUUCAGCAAGAACUCCUCCCUCACGCAGCACCAGCGCAUCCACACCGGGGAGAAGCCCUACGAGUGCUACAUCUGCAAGAAGCACUUCACGGGGCGCUCGUCGCUCAUCGUGCACCAGAUCGUGCACACCGGGGAGAAGCCGUACGAGUGCGGCGAGUGCGGCAAGGCCUUCAGCCAGAGCGCGUACCUCAUCGAGCACCAGCGCAUCCACACCGGCGAGAAGCCCUACAGGUGCGGCCAGUGCGGGAAGUCCUUCAUCAAGAACUCCUCGCUGACGGUCCACCAGCGCAUCCACACCGGCGAGAAGCCGUACAGGUGCGGCGAGUGCGGGAAGACCUUCAGCCGCAACACGAACCUGACGCGGCACCUGAGGAUCCACACCUGAGCGCCUCCGCGGGGCCGAGCCCGGGUGGGCCGGAUGCUUCCUCCCCGCGGAGCACGGGGGCGCUCGGGGCGGAGGCGGCUUAGCAGUGCGGGAUUUGCGGAGAGGCUUCUGUUUCACACGUGCCCCUCACAGAGCGUCAGAGCAAGCCCCUCAGAGUCUCACCUAUUUGGGGACGUUUGAAGGCUCACGGUCCGCUGAGCCGGGGUUGCUGGUAAGGGGAGCUCAACCGUAGGCCAUCAGGGCUCAGACCCUGCUGUCUGAGCAAACUAUCCUAAGAGCUUGG